Molecule: messenger RNA, 5683 nt
Organism: Heterocephalus glaber (naked mole-rat)
Lineage: Eukaryota; Metazoa; Chordata; Mammalia; Rodentia; Bathyergidae
Gene: Kctd18
Product: potassium channel tetramerization domain containing 18
Biological process (GO): protein homooligomerization
Source: RefSeq, a predicted model, not a curated record
CCAAGCAACUAUUCUUCAGUAUGUAGAUGACCUCCUGGUGGCAACUUUGACCGAUGAAGAAUGUCUUGCAGCCACCAAGGGCCUCCUGGAAGUUAAGACUUGGGAUAUCGGGUGUCCUGGAAAAAAGCUCAGCUUUGCCAGACCAAGGUAACCUACUUGGGCUAUAUUCUUGAGGAAGGAAAGAGGAGGUUGGCAGAAUCAAGGGUAUCAGCAAUUCUCCAGGUUCCAGAACCAAGCUCAAAGAAACAGGUGCAUGAAUUCCUAGGGGUGAUUGGGUAUUGCAGAAUUUGGAUCCCUGGCUUUGCUGAAAUUGCCAAACCCCUGCACGAAGCCACCGUGGGGGGAGAUAUGCCCCUCAAAUGGACUGAGGCUUGCCAGCAGGCAUUCCAAUUGCUUAAAACUAUGCUUGCAUCGGCACCAACCCUGGCAUUGCCAGAUAUAACCAAGCCCUUCACUCUGUAUAUAGCAGAGAAGAACAGGGUAGCUAAGGGAGUGAUUACUCAGCCUUUGGGACCAUGGAAGCGGCCGGUGGCAUACCUCUCAAAAAAGCUAGACCCAGUGGCCCGAGGGUGGCCCACCUGUCUAAGGACUGUAGCAGCAGCAGCUGCUCUAACCUGAGAGGCUGACAAACUGACAUUCGGACAGGAUUUGACUUUAGUCAUUCCCCAUACCAUUGAGCCCUUAUUAAACAGCUCCCCUAGCAAGUGGCUAUCUAAUGCCAGAUUGUUGCAAUACCAAGGACUCCUAUUGGAGCAGCCACGCAUCAAGUUUGCCACCACUGCUAGCCUCAACCCGGCUACCUUACUCCCAGAGUCCAACGAACAGAUGCCUAUCCACUGACGGGUGCAGCUUUGAGUGUGGCGGAGUGUGUUAUGCUGGGGCGGCGGUGGUCAACCAGGACCAACAGGUGGAAUGGGAGCAAGGGCUGCCCCAAGGGACAUCAGCACAAAAGGCUGAGUUGAUUGCUUUGACCAAGGCUCUGGAACUGGGUAAAGGUAAAAGGAUAAAUAUUUUCACUGACAGCCAUUAUGCUUUUGCCACUGCCCAUGUACACGGGGAGAUUUAUCAAAACUGAGAGCUACUGACCUCUGAAGGAAAGACAAUUAAAAAUAAAACUGAGAUAUUGACAUUGUUACAAGCCAUUUGGCUGCCCCGAGAGGUUGCUAUCAUCCAUGUCCGUGGGCAUCAAAAGGGGGAUAGCCCCGAGGUGAUUGGUAAUAAUGCAGCUGAUCUGGCAGCGAAACAGGCUGCCCCCAAAUCAGUGGGGAAACAGAUGGUUCUGCUCCCUACACCGGUGCUGCCAGAGAAACCAGAGUACACAGAUGAAGAAAUGGUGGAAAUGGCCAAAAAGUGGUGGACCCAAGGUAAACAUGAAUGGUGGACGACCAAGGAUGAAAAAGUGGUGCUCCCAGCUGCUGUAGCAGAUACGCUGCUACAAGAACUGCAUAGGUCCACCCACCUUGGUGAGAAAAGAAUGAUGGCCACUCUGCGACCCCAUUUCGUCAGCAAGGGAAUGGCACAAAAGGCCGAAGACCUGGUGAGACGAUGCCCCACCUGUAUCAAGGUAAAUGCAAACCGGGUAACUGGAUCCCCCGGGGUCCGACAUAGAGGAUUAACUCCAGGAGAACAUUGGGAAGUGGAUUUUACCUAAAUGAAACCUGGCAUGUAUGGGUACAAGUACUUAUUAGUCUUUGUAGAUACUUUUUCAGGAUGGAUAGAAGCCUUUCCUACUAAGAGAGAGACAGCCGAGGUAACCGUCAAAAGGCUCUUGACAGAAAUAAUUCUUCGUUUUGGUUUGCCCUUAGCCCUGGGGUCCGACAAUGGCCCAGCCUUUAUGGCUAAAAUUAUCUUGAUUUAUCAGUAAAGCUUUAGGGAUAAAAUGGAAUUUGCAUUGUGCCUAUAGGCCUCAGAGUUCAGGACAAGUAGAAAGAGCAAAUUGAACCUUAAAAGAGGUCCUAACUAAAUUAUGCCUGGAGACUGAACAAGGUUGAGUAGAACUUCUCCCCUUUGCCCUCCUUCAUACCCGGUGUACCCCUAAGCUGCCUCUAAAUCUGUCACCCUACCAGAUCAUUUAUGGGCAAUCUCCCCUGAUCGUCCCUCUGGUUGAUUUGGAGUUGAAGGAAAAACUUUCCCACCUCCAACUCCUUAAGUCCCUAAAAGCAGUCCAUCAGCUUCAAUUAGAGCUACAUGAUAAGCUGAGAAAAACUAUGCCUGGUCCCAGUGAAAAACCUUUGCAACCCUUACCUUAUAAGCCGGGAGAUUUGGUUCUCAUUCGCAGGUUUGACUCCAAGACCCUAGAACCCCGCUGGAAGGGACCAUUUCCCAUUGUCCUGGUGACUCCCUCAGCAGUGAAGGUAGCUGGACACUCUGCCUGGAUCCACUGCAGCCAUUUAAAGGCGGCACCCCUGGAGGAAAUGACAUCAACAUGGCAGAUCGACCGGAACACAAACGACCCCCUCAAGAUAAGAUUGAUCAAAGACUAGUUUGGACAAUAUGGGGAUUCUUGGGGCUACUGUUCUUAUCAGGCCCGAUGGAAGGGGGAUCUGGACACCAGCUGGUGCUGUCCAGCCACACUCCCCAGAACUGGACUUGGUCCCUAAAAAAUGACUUAACGGGAGCUCACAUUGCCACCAUUACUACUGAUAGACAGCCCCAUUUUAUUAUAGACCUGUGUGCUCUGGGGCUUCCAAUCAUUAAUGGUGUGUGGGGGGGCUGGUUCAAAGGGUAAAGUUUCAUCUGGAAAGAUGGGUAAAGGGGGCUGCGGAGGGAGGUGUGGAACAGAUGAUAAGUUGGAAAAAACCCUCCAAGACAUAGAUAUUUAUGCCUGCCCCAUAGGAAAAAAUAAAAGGUGCAAUGGGGGACCAGGAAACCACUGUUAUUAUUGGGGUUGCAAAUCUAUUGCCCCGUGGAAAAACGAUGAUGCGUAAUUGGCCUUGGAACAACAAACACCAAGUGGUUCAUGUUCCAAAGGAAAAUGUAAUCCCAUCAAGUUAACUUUAAAACAAUGGCAGAAUCUGUAUAAAGAUUGGGAAAAAGGAAAAUCCUGGAUGAUGGCACUCUAUGUGGGUGGAAAGGACCCUAUGACUGACCUCCUCAUCCAGCGUAGCCCAGUAAUAGUACUGCCUAAACUGGUAGGCAACAUCUAUAGGGUCUCUGGCCCUCAAGAAAAAGAAAAGGCAAAAGGAACCUAUAAUGUGUCAUUAGCUGCUCCUGAAUCUCGGAUCCCACCAUAACUAAAACCCCUGGAUGCCAUGUACACCCUGUUAAAUGAGUCUAGCUCCAAUCUUACCCAAGGGUGUUGGCUGUGUUUGAGUCCACGUCCCCCGUAUUAUGUAGGGUUGGCAGUAAACAGCACCUUCUCAGAAGUUGACCAGAAUGAGUGUGAUUGGAAACAACUGAGGUUGUCAAUUGGGGAUAUAAAAGGAAAAGGGUCAUGUGUUAAGAAUCCAAGUGUUACAUCUUCUUAUCUGGACAGUAUAUGUUCUUAUCAGACACCCACCGCCAGUAAUGAAAAAUAUCUAAAAGCUGGAAACAAUGUAUGGUGGGCAUGUACAAAUGGUAUAACUCCUUGCUUGUCCAUGACAGUCCCUGUCCUGGCGCUCUCUGCAGCGGACCCCGUCCUGUCGUGCCGCGGGCCUUUCCCGCGCUCUCCCUUUCCCAAGCGUCCACAUCCCAGUCCUCGGAGCGGCCGCUGUCGCUCCGCUCUGUCAGUGUCCCUUGCAGGGAGGACUCACCCUCCUCGGCUUGGGGUCCGUUUCUCCCGCUUGGAGAAAGGCAGGUGGUAGCCCCAGGCUGCCAUUUGGUUUCCCACAGGCCAGAGCGAACCAAGGACUCAGGACAUAUCCGUGCGGGGCAGGACCCGCGGGGCAGGACCCUCUCGGCAGGUGCUCGGGAGACCGGAUCCUCCGAUGCGCACGCGCUCUCCCUCCGGCUUCCGGACCAGCCACCCGCGGUCCCCGACCUCCGCUACGGGCGCCACAGGUCACAGUGGGAGUCUGUCCCCCUGGGCAGAGCCACAGGUGUGGGGCGCGAUGGCUGAAGCUGGGGUGCUGGAGGUCCUGCGCCUGAAUGUGGGUGGCUGCAUGUACACUGCCAGGCGCCAGUCCCUGUGCCGCUUUAAGGACUCCAUGCUGGCGUCCAUGUUCAGUGGUCGUUUUCCUCUGAAAACGGACGAAUCAGGGGCUUGUGUCAUCGAGCGUGAUGGACACCUGUUCAAAUACCUCCUGGAUUAUCUUCACGGAGAGGUUCAGAUCCCUGCAGACUCGCAGACUCGCUUCGCCCUGCAGGAGGAGGCCGACUACUUCGGCAUCCCCUAUCCGGACAGCCUGUCAGACCACUUGGCUAAUGAAAUGGAGACAUACUCUUUAAGGUCAAAUAUAGAACUUAAAAAGGCCUUGGCAGACUUCUGCGGCUCUUACGGCUUGGUCUGCAGCGAGCCGACUGUCUGGGUUUUGCACUACCUCAGCACAUCUGGCGCCAGCUGCGAGAGCAGGGUCAUUGGGGUGUACACCACCAGGGCUGACGGCACGGACGCCAUCGAGCAGCAGCUGGGCCACAGGGUCCGCAGCAAGAGCAUCUUCAAGAGAGAGGCUGGGAAUAACAUCCAGUACAUUUGGAGCUAUUACUCGGUGGCAGAAUUGAAGAAAAUGAUGGACGCCUUUGAUGCGUGGGAAGGAAAAGGCGUCAGCUACUGGCGGGUGCCCCACGAGCUAGUCGAGUGCUGGACCCUGGAGCAGCGGCCGCUGCUCGGUAGCGUGUGCCAUGCCGCGCCCCUGCGCAAGAGGCGCUUGGAGACCCGGGGAGCAGCGGAAGAGGCCGGGCCAGGGCGGCGCCGCAGGGCUGGGCCCGCGCCGGGCGGACUCUCGGGCCCCUCCACCACGCAGCUCGGAGCGAGCUUCGCGGGCCCUCGGGGUGCGGACACGGCCGCGCUCCCUCCGCCUGCCCCGGCGCCCCGCCGGGUGGUAAAGCUUCGGAGGACCCCGCUGUGCGCCGCCCCCGCCCGGCCGCCGCCUGGGGCCCCGGGCGCCGAGGGGGUGCAGGGCGGAGCUGGCUGAGGACCGGAAGGAGCGGGAGCGGGGCCUGCGGCCGACGCGGAAGCACGCUGAGCGGCGGCGUGGUGGAGGGGGCGGUGCCCGCAGGCCUCGCCCCGCCCCCGUGUGGCCCCGCCCUGGGAGCCGCUCUGCUCCGCUCCUGCCGGCUCCCCGCCUCCUGCCGGCUCCCCGCCUCCUGCCCGCAGGGUGAGCCACACCGCAGGGGACGCCGCUGAGACUCCCAAGACUCCUGCGCCUGGCUGUGGAACGAAUUGCGCAGACACCUAUUUCAAUUGGAAGUGAAAGUUUGAAUGUAUUUGGAAGAAGUUAAAAUUGUUUAACUUUUUAACGAAAAUUAAACCACUAAAGAGCCAUUCUGACUAUAUGAUUUUUAUGGAUAAAAUUUCCAUAUAACUUGAAUUUAAUAUUUUAAACAAUAUUUGGAUUAAGCUCUUUUUUCAUGGCUGUUCUCUUGCGUGUGUUUGCUCUUACAUGCUAUAUUUUGUAACUGGUCACACACUUCUUUCAGAAUUAAGUUCCUAAAGCAGGGUCCUUUCCAUUGAAUGCCUACUAUUAUCUUUACAUUGCCUCGAAAGAAAAUAUACUCCAAACAUCACUUACAAAAUAAAGAAAAACCUUUCCAUAAAAAGUGA